This is a messenger RNA of Penicillium samsonianum, 3480 nucleotides long. RefSeq lists its product as uncharacterized. Gene Ontology annotation, cellular component: nucleus. The transcript is spliced from 4 exons. Lineage: Eukaryota; Fungi; Ascomycota; Eurotiomycetes; Eurotiales; Aspergillaceae. The record is from RefSeq and is a predicted model, not a curated record. Gene Ontology annotation, molecular function: ATP hydrolysis activity; DNA binding; ATP binding. The coding region runs from base 1 to 3480 and encodes 1159 amino acids.
AUGAGCAUCGUAUCCAAUCCACCGAUGGCUAUGGGAACCAACGAACAGCAAGUCAUACAUCCCUUCUUCCGACAAGAAUUUGGUGUCUCGGUCAAAUCUACACCCUCAAACGAGCCAAUCUCGCUCGUCAACACCCACGUACAUGAGCCUCGACCGAUAAGCAGCCAAAGCUCUACGCAUGAGCAGGGGCUACAGCCCCCAGAGAACCACGAUUCACAUCUCUCCAAAAUAAACAAUGAGAGUUCUGUGGAUGUCAACGAAGACCUGAAUGAGGACCGGAGGAAGAGGAGAAGAACGGACACAAAUCAAACGACCGAACCCACUGCUACUUCCAGUGCAGGUCUUUCAGAAUGGCUCAGCCACAGCGUGACCAACAACGAGCCUUCGUCAACCGACCAUCCUCUCGAGACCGAAAUCAAUUUGUCUACACCUCACCUCGAGGCUCCGCUGGCGGAGACCCAACUUCCUGCAGAUGAUACCCAUCCAUUGACACUUGCCGAGAACGAGAAACUAGAGGUCCUCCCCGAGAAACCAAAAAAAAAAGCGACAGGGAAGCGGGGGAGGCCGCGAAAGGCCGAGAGCAAGGUGGUCACGAUCAAGUACAGUGUUACCACAGAAAGGAACCUCGGGAAGUUGAUCGAUGAUAUCCUAAAUGGCCAAGCGGUUCAAAAACCCCCCGCCACUACCCCCUCUGUUCAGCCGCGCAAGACGAAAAGCCAACCGCGAAAGCCCACACACCCGUUUUUCAGCAAGAAGUCAGCACAGAAACCCGGGCCCGCGAGUUUGAAUGGAUCUCAAUCGGACAAUCCAGAUACCAGCGCGAGCGUGCCUUCAAGCCAAACCACAGCUGGGGCCCCGGACAAGAAGCGCAUAGUUCCAGCUUCGGGCAGUUCGUUUACUAGCUUCCCCCGUCGUGUCUCUAAGUUUCCCGAACUGCUUGAUCCCCUUUGGCCACCGCAAGAUCUCGUACAUAUCAGAGACGUUCACCCACCCCUAGAUGUCAAUGAUCGUGUCUGGCAUACAACCCAGGACCGAAAAAAAUCGAAGAUUGCAGCUAUCUCAAUUAGAGACGAAGAAAACGUCCUUCUAGCUGGGACAGCUGAAGCAAGGAGGAUCGCGUGCCUUUCCAAACAGGACUGCGAUGCCCUAGCUAUUCUUCGGCAUCCCGUGCGACAUGUUGCCAGCAGUCAAGUAUUGCAUACGGCAAUGGAAAGACAGAUGUCGUGGUCCUCACCCAACCGCCAAUUUCCUUGGAAUUCCUCUAGUCCGCCCCUUGCCAGACUUCGAUCGGGACUUCUCACCUCAGUUUCAGCUUUCGAUUGUGCAACCUACGAACCGCAGCUUUGGACACACAAGUACGCCCCUCAGUCGGCUGAACACGUCCUUCAGCUUGGACGCGAACCACAGAUGCUUCGAGACUGGCUACGGCACCUUAAGAUCACAGCGGUGGACACCGGAAAAUCAUCGAAGGAGAAUGCGAAACUGAAAUCAAAGCGGGAGAAAAAGGCGAAGAAGCGCCAGAAAGCCGACAAACUCGAUGGUUUCGUUGUGUCAAGCGAAGAGGAGGCCUCUGAGAUGGACAAUCUCUCUGGCUCAGAUGAUGAGUUAGCGGGCGGCGUGACCACAACACCUCAACGGACAGUCGUCAGGUCGGGUGACAUAGCACCUGGUUUACAUGGAGUAGAAAGAAAGACUCCAAUGACCAAUGCGAUUCUUCUUAGCGGCCCGGCUGGCUCCGGCAAAACCGCUUCUGUCUAUGCCGUUGCAAAAGAGCUUGAUUUCGAAGUCUUCGAGAUAAAUGCUGGAAGCCGACGAAGUGCCCGAGAUAUGCUGGAGCGAGUCGGAGAUAUGACGCAAAAUCAUCUUGUUCAUCUUCUCAACGAAUCUGAGAAUGCAACAGACGACGACAAGGAAUCUGCCAAGCAAAACAAGCUGAAGAGCUUUUUCAAAGGUUCAUCCUUAAAAGCUAGAAAGCCGGUCUCCCAGUCUGGCGAACCUAGCCUUCAACCCGAAACUGCGCCCAAACGCCCCCGGGAGCAAAAACAGUCUUUGAUCCUGCUCGAAGAAGCCGAUAUCCUUUUUGAUGAAGAUCGACAAUUCUGGACUGGCGUCUUGACUCUCAUCAGCCAAUCUAAACGACCGAUCAUCAUCACCUGCAACGAUGAAAGUUUAGUCCCUACCCAGGAUAUGUCUCUUCAUGCCAUACUACGAUACCACAAGCCUGCUCCCGAUUUCAGCAUCGAUUACUUGCUUUUGGUUGCCGCCAACGAGGGGCAUAUGUUAAAAAGAGAAGCCGUGACCAGACUUUAUCAAGGAUCUGGAAUGGAUCUUCGGAAGUCAUUGAUGGAUCUGAACUUUUGGUGUCAGAUGGGUGUUGGUAGCGAGAAAGCGGGCUUGGACUGGCUGCUUCCUAGUUGGCCACCUGGGUCAAACGUGGAUCAUGAUGGGAACCGACUUCGAGUUCUGAGCCUCAACACCUACGAGCGAUAUAUGGGCUGGUUCAAUCGUGAUAUGAUUGUGACCCAGGGCUCGUUGAAUGAAGAGACGGAAAUCAUCUGCAACAGCUUUCAAUCAUGGGGUCUCGGCCUGCAAGAUUCCGAAGACAUGGCUGGGAAGAAUGAAGUUGAACUUCUGUCCCCCGAUCAACUUCAAUCUGUUCCCAAGACAGCGCAACUUGACAUGCUGUGCCGGGAAGCGGAUUACUAUGACAUGAGAAGCUCUCUUGAUAUCCUUUGCUCCAAUAUUUCGAUGGACGCGAGCAAUGAUGCUAUUGAUAUAUCCGCCCCACCGCCGCCAGAAGGCUAUAAAUCCAACUAUCUUGACAAUUACCCACUGCUGCACACAGAGCUGCGAACAGAGUAUUCAUCACUCAGUGAAGCUGUCGGCGCUACCUUCGAUGCGUUGAUAAGCAGAACUUUCCGUUCCGCAACCGCUGAAGAUUUGGAAUCUUUAUACGCGAACCGAGCCCUGAGCAAAACCAUCGUCUCUGCAAUGCCCCCGCAAACCCCUCCAUCUACUCUCCCUCAAUUCCAGCGCAUCUUUGAACCCAUCAUGCGUGCCAACUACUCAAACCCCACACCAACCGCCCGCCAUGCCCCCUCGUUCGAGAAUGGAAUCGCACCGAUCACGGAAGACUUGGCUCCGUACAUCCGCGCCAUCAUGGUCUUCGAUGGUCGUCUCCAGCAAUACCGCGAGAGGUUGUUUGCGCUUACGGCGCAGGAGCACGGGCUUGGCGAUAAGCGUUCGCGCACGACACGUGCUAGUCGUGCGGCCCUCGAAGGAGGCGACAAAGCCUCAACGCGCAAGGAGAGGUGGUUCGCUCUAGAUACGCCUUACUACAAAGUGCAAGGCACCGCAGGGCCAGAGUGGCAGCAUGUCUUGUUCCAGACGGGGUAUUUCCAUGUGCAACCGAUGGUUGAGGCAUCCCCCGAGCGCAGUGACCAUGUCUUGGAUGACCAGGUCAUGGAGAAUGCCGAGUGA